Molecule: messenger RNA, 6341 nt
Organism: Betta splendens (Siamese fighting fish)
Lineage: Eukaryota; Metazoa; Chordata; Actinopteri; Anabantiformes; Osphronemidae
Gene: grin3bb
Product: glutamate receptor, ionotropic, N-methyl-D-aspartate 3Bb
Exons: 6
Coding region: 1965-4598 (877 amino acids)
Biological process (GO): ionotropic glutamate receptor signaling pathway; monoatomic ion transport; modulation of chemical synaptic transmission
Cellular component (GO): plasma membrane; postsynaptic membrane
Molecular function (GO): transmitter-gated monoatomic ion channel activity involved in regulation of postsynaptic membrane potential; NMDA glutamate receptor activity
Source: RefSeq, a predicted model, not a curated record
GGUGUCCACAACAAAAGGGCACAGCUGUGGAGCUAUAAAUAACCAACAUGUAAUCUGAUUUACAGGUAAAUUAGAAGGAUAAGAACACAUUAAAAAUAUUAAACACUGGAUUAAAUUCAAAUGACAAAAAUCUGAACAUGCGAAUCAAAAAUCUUAAUUGUCUUUUCAUAAUCCUUGUCCAAACUUCCAGGAGAUUUUGGAUGAUGAAAAAUGCUGUCAAAGAUCACUGAACAGAUGACUGACAUGUCUGUCAUGUGGACCCACAGAGCUACAGAAGAAACAAACUUCCUGGUUCUGGCCUGGGCUCUCCCCCACCACAAGAUCCUAUACUGUAUAUGCGUCUGCAUAAGUCUGGCAUGCUACAAUAACUCAAGCAUCUGAAAUGUGGUUGUUUUAUUGUGUUUGUGUAGCAGCAGAAUCCAGGUUUUUGUUUUGUUUUUCUGGAUGAUAUUUAGAUUUCAGAUGUUUGUUUGUCAUGGGGGUCAAAAGAACUGGACAUGAAUGAAAAGAGGAAAUCUGAGAUGGCUUUCUUUGGUUUAAAAGCCCACAACUGGACUAAUUUGAUCCAAUAGUCAGAGUUUAGACUUUUUCACAAUAAAAAAAGGGGAGUAGCAGAAACUGGAGCAGGUCCACAAGGCAAUGGAAUCUGGAAAGACGUUAUAGUUGAUGUAGACGCCCGUUCUGAUUCAGACUCUAUAGGUCUCUGUGGGUCCACCUGUGUUCAUCCAACAUUGACUUCAUAAACAUAGUAACAAACUAGGUGCAUCAUGUUAAAUCUCUGCCCUGGUGAGAUUCAUGUGGACUUGGACUGAUAAUAAGAGAGAGAGCAGAAAUCAUACUGUACAUCAUAUGGUGUUAUACCCCUGUAGGCGUGUUUUCAAACCAGUAUGGUAAAUGGUCCAAACUUGUAUAGCGCAUUUAAACACCCUUCGGGAUCCAAAGUGCUUUACACUACUUCUCAUUCACCCAUUCACUCUCGUACUCAAACUGAUGCCAGUGGCUGCCAUGCACCGGCUGAAACACCAGCCAGAACCCAGUCAGAUGUUUGGCUGAUUUAUAAACAGGUCUAAGCAUGACAUGCAUAAACAAUCAGAACCUCAAUAGAAUUUUCUUCAUUCUUUUAUUUUUUUAAAUUUAGUUCUAUGUAUGUGUGUUACAGUGUGUGUUACGUAAGAACGCCUCGUCUCAGCUCUGAUGUUCUGACGAUGACGAAUCAAAACCUCACUGAGGCAAAUUGAGCUGAUGUUCAGUUCUGUUCAGAAACCAAGACACUGCAGCUUCAUUUUCUGGAUUUUACUCCAGCUACUGUAGUAUUUUUCUAACAUUGUAAUGCUUAGUACAUUAAUAUUACUGUAGUAUAGAUAGUAAUAAUGUGAAUAUGUAAGUGUAAAUUGUCAUUUUAAUAUUUAAAAUUAAUUUAGUUUUCUAACUGACCUUGUAAAUUAAGUGUGUUUUUCUAAUGAAUCUGUUUCAGAAGAAUAAAAAAAAACAGAACUUAAUGGAGCAGAACUGGAAUGAAGCCAAAUAGAUCUGUAUCUAGUUCAGUUCUUGACGGUCGGACUUUUUAAGAACCUUUGCUCUCAAAGGGAGAGAAAUAUUUUGGAUUUUCUUUUUCAAUUUGUUCAUAUUUUUAAUGGAUGCAUUAACGGUACCCCAUUAGAUCUUCCUCUACACCUCCACUCUAUAUUUUCACCUCAGUUCUUCCUCCACCUCUUCACUCUGACCUUGUCUCAUCCUCUCUCUCUUUCUGUCUGCAUCUUCCUCAUCAUCAUCAUCCCCGUUCUUCUCCAACUCCUCAACUUCUCCCUGCUUAUUUUUUUAAGUCGUUCUUACCCCCUCCCCACCAUGGUGUAUCUAAAAUCCCCUCCUCCCCCCUCAGUCUCCCCUCGCCAGCCUGUCGGUGUUUCGACGAAGCAGAAGGAGAAACCAGAGGAGCGGCAUAGCGAUGCUGACAGCGCGGCAUAAUGUCUUUCACCUCAUCCUCUUCAUGGUCCUCCUGGUCCCGGACUGUGGGAGCUUUCUUUCUCUUUCAGCUCCUUCUAACUCCACCGUGCCUCCUCCACCCGCAGCCGUGCAGUCUUCUGGCGCAGAUCGGACACAAGCUGCGCGUCGGUGCGCUCCUGCCGGCGCAGCGUGCGGUUCGUAUCCCGGUACAGGCAGCGCUAAGCCGCGCGGCGCUCGAUAUGAACCGGGAGCGAGAACCACCCGAGGACCACGGCCCAGAAUGGAAACGGGACAACUUUCUGCCCUACAACCUGAGCCUGGAGCUGAUCACCCGGCAGCCGGAGAGCGCAGAUCCGGAGUCGCUGUUCCGGAGCGUGUGUCAGGGCGUGGUGGUGCAAGGAGUGUCCGCGAUUCUCGCCUUCCCGCAAAACCGUGACGAGCUGCUACAGGUGGACUUCAUGGCCUCGUUCUUGGAGAUCCCGUUCCUCAGCGUCAUUGAGCACGAAGAACCUCUCCGAACACAGAACCAGUUCCAUCUACAGAUGCUGACAGGGGUACCCGAGUCCAGUCUGUCUGACCUGUUGCUGACAGUUCUGCAGCGAUCCGGUUGGAGAGAGGGUACUGCUGUGCUCUGUCGGGGCUGGGAGGAAGCUCGGGGGCUCUUGACACUCCUUGAGGGCAGAGGCAGACCCUGGCACCUUCACGCCCUUCUGAACCUAACACACUUGUCCCAUGAUGCCACACAGGUCCACGACUUUUUGUCUCGACAUUUCAGACGGAACCAUCCCUCACCAGCAUCGGUGCUGCUGUUUGGCUCUGACCCACAAUGCGCAGCAACAGUGCUGCGCAGUGCCCAGGACCUGGGCCUCACCUUACCAACGGUGCACUGGGUUCUGGGCCAGCCUCUGAGCCCUGAUGCACUGCACACUAUUGGGCUGCCCCUUGGACUGCUGGCCUAUGGACAGGUAGACCGGAAACCACUUGAUUUCUAUAUUAGAGAUGCACUGCAACUUGUCACCCGAGCUGUUGCUGCAGCAACUACAUUAAGGCCGGACCUAGCUCUGAUUCAGAACAUGGUGAACUGCUUCAACAAACCCAACAAACAAGAGGUGCCAUCGUCCGGACAGUACCUGUCCAGGUUUCUCUCCAAUACGUCUUUCACUGGUCUGACAGGUCCGGUUCGAGUCCACCAGAACCAGUCUCAGAUCUUUACUUCACAACGGUUCCAUAUCUGGAGCCUGCAGCGGGAUGCAAUGGGUCAGCCCACCUGGGUGACUGUGGGGAGUUGGGAGGGAGGUCAGCUGCAGGUAGAGGAUCAGGAAAUUUGGCAGGGACCCAAACAUUGGCACAGGACGGAGGGGACGGGUGAGAGAACUAAGGGCCGCUGGAGACCGGGCAUGCCGGUGGCAGGCAGCAGAGUCAAAGUGGUGACGCUGGUGGAGCACCCCUUUGUCUUCACACGAGAUGUGGAUGAUGAGGGCAGUUGCCCUGCGGGUCAGUUCUGCCUUGAUGCUGGCACCAACAGUUCGGAAAAUCUGGAGCGGUUCUUUAGGGAGGUGGCAAGCGGGAACAGCAGCUUCCUGCCUAGUGAGUACAGCAAGUGCUGCUAUGGAUACUGCAUAGACCUGCUAGAGAAGCUAGCUGAGGACCUGGGCUUUGAGUUUGACCUAUACAUCGUUGGCGACGGGAAGUAUGGUGCGUGGAAGGGAGGGCGCUGGACUGGGCUUGUUGGGGAUCUUCUUAAUGGACUGGCGGACAUGGCAGUAACUUCGUUCAGUAUCAAUUCAGCCCGGAGUCGUGUGAUUGACUUCACCUCACCCUUCUUCUCUACCAGUCUGGGUAUCCUGGUGCGUAGUAAGGACACGGCAGCCCCAAUAGGAGCCUUCAUGUGGCCCCUGCACUGGUCAAUGUGGGUUGGCAUCUUCCUGGCACUUCAUAUCACAGCACUCUUCCUCACACUGUACGAGUGGAAAAGUCCAUUUGGCAUGACUCCCCACGGACGAAACCGGGUCAGAGUGUUCUCUUACUCAUCCGCUCUGAACCUGUGUUAUGCCAUUCUGUUUGGGCGCACAGUCUCUUCCAAGACUCCAAAGUGCUGGACUGGUCGCUUCCUGAUGAAUCUAUGGGCAAUUUUCUGUCUGCUAGUGUUGUCUAGCUACACUGCUAACCUUGCUGCUGUCAUGGUUGGAGAAAAGACCUUUGAGGAGGUGUCAGGGAUCCACGAUGCAAAGCUGCACCACCCGUCCCGGGGGUUUCGCUUUGGGACAGUGAGAGAGAGCAGCGCGGAGGAUUACAUGAAGAAGAGUUUUCCGGAGAUGCAUGAGUAUAUGAGACGUUUUAAUGAACCAACGACCCCUGAAGGCGUCGCCACCCUCAAGACAGACCCUCCACAGCUCGAUGCCUUCAUCAUGGACAAAGCAUUGCUGGACUACGAAGUUUCCAUUGAUGCUGACUGUAAACUGGCAACAGUGGGGAAACCGUUUGCGAUAGAAGGUUAUGGUAUUGGUCUUCCUCAGAACUCUCCUCUCACAUCCAACAUCUCUGAAUUCAUCAGCAGAUACAAAUCCGACGGUUACAUGGACCUACUACACGACAAGUGGUAUAAGGUGGUUCCCUGUGGGAACAGAGUGUUUGCUGUCACGGAGGUUAGUUGACCACAUUAUGUUUUGUGUUAGUUGUCUUCCAGCACCUUGUUUUCUUGCAUUUUGAAAAAAAAGCCUGAUGGUUACAACUCAAAUUUGAGCUUUGAGCAAAAAUUAAAAUGCUUAGGUUUGUAGGCUGUGGAGUUGUAAUUUCAUGGACAAUUCCUCUUUAUUGCACCAGGCUGUGGCAGUGUGUGCACCUUCAGUGGCAGACUGAUCCACCCACAGUGUAGGAAGGAGCGUUACCGCAGGUCCUUCAUCCCCAUGAUUGUUAGACUAGACUGUUAGACUGUAGGAUGUGAAGGUCUGACAGACUCAAAUCUACACUCAGUUUUGGUCACUUUAUCUUGGAGACUGUUUUUACUGUACUUUAUGUGUGAGUGGGAGAUCUGCUGCUCCAUCCUGCACAAAUUUUAAGUACACUACAUGACUGAGCGGUAAAUAUGUAAAUAUGUUUUUAUGUUGUUUAUGUUAUGUUUUUAGGUUUUAUUUACCAGUUUUGCACAUCUCUCUCUAAUCUUGCUGUCUUCCCUAGCUGCUCCAGCAAUUGAACUUCCCCACUGUGGGAAAACAAAGUCUGUCUGUCUUUCUGUCUGUCUGUCUGUCUGUCUGUCUGUCUGUCUGUCUGCCUGCCUGCCUGCCUGCCUGCCUGCCUGCCUGCCUGCCUGCCUGCGCUAGUGCGUAGGCCCGAGCUCCGAUUUUUUGCUUGGAUUUAUACUUUCCCUCAUUCUUAAAGCUGUUCUGCAAAAGUGGACGUGACACCAAGCAAACUUUGUUUGCACCAGCAAACAACUGAUCUCACUAACAUCGACCUGCAAAAUACUUCACUCUGCCAGAAAUGUCAAGCUUCCCCAAAGAAAUAAGGAGGAAAACAAGGGGAAGCAGAUAAGGCAAAAAAGUUUGUGGAGGGAACAAAGACCGAAGAAAAGCACUGUGCAAAGAGAAGAUUCAAGCCGCAUCUCCUUUCGCUGAUUAAGGGCAAUGUAAGGUCACUGGAUAAUAAAAUGGAUGAACUGACAGCUUUGGUGAGAGAGGAGAAAAUCUUUGCCGAGUGUAGUUUGAUGUGUUUCACAAGCGAGGAGGCGUGGUGGCCUUUUUUAUUAACAAGUGGUGCCACCCUGGAUAUGUGAUGGUCAAAAAGCGUAUGUGCAGCCCUGACAUCGAACUGCUGGCCGUGGGCCUCUAUCCAUAUUAUCUACUCAGAGUUUCCACAUGUUAUCCUCGUCGCUGUUUACACCCCCCCCCCACACCCCACCUUCCGUUAACGCGGCUGUGGCAUGUCACAUCAUACAGACGGACGCCUCCAGCCUGGAGUCCAAACAUCCCUCCCCCCUCUGGCAAAAUCCCUCCCCCUUUUGGGAAAGUCUACAUGCUGUACCUGAGCGGAGGAUGCUGAUCAAACUCCUCUCUAUCCUAGACAACACCCCCCAGCCUCUACAGAGUGUGCUGGCUGGACAGAGGAGCACUUUCAGCCAGAGGCUGAUCAGUAUUAGGUGCUCCACAGAAUGCCACUGGAGAUCCAUCAUACCAGUGGCCAUCAGCCUGUACAAUUCCUCCUCUGUCUGUAAGGGUUGAUCUUCAUCUGUGAAAUAAAAUGCACAAUAAAACUUUAGCAAGUAAUUAGAUGUGUGUGGUGAUGUGUUAGCAUUAUUAUUCUUAGUCUCUAACCCCCAACUGUGACAGCGAUCAAAGUGUGCAAAAUAAUUUCUCUCUGGGAUUAAUAAAGUCUUUUGAAUCCGUCCAUCCGUCCUACCA